AUUUGAACACCUAUGGGUGGCUUGUACAGUGGAUUUUAAAAAAAACACAGAACUUUAAGCUUGUAAAUUUCAGCUUCAGUCUAUAAACUGAAUUCAAAAUCACAACAGCUGUUUAGUAUCCAACUGCUAGGUUACCUUCAUUUUUUAAAGUUUGUUAAGCUUUCUUUUAUAACCAUCAAUGUCUGAAGAAGUUACUUAUGCAGAUCUAAAAUUCCAAGACUCCAGCAAGAUAGAACAUGUGCAGAAGUUUGACCAAGUUGGUAUAAAAGCACCUUCUGCUCCUUCCCAUGGGUUGCAUAAAAGAGACUUGGCUCUUAUUCUUCUGUGCCUUCUGCUGAUGACUGGAUUGGGAAUCUUAGGAAGCAUGUUUCACCUAACUUCAAAGAGAGAAAUGGAAAAAUUAAAAAAACUACAAAAUUUCAAAGAAGAACUUCAGAAAAAUGUUUCUCUACAACUGAUGUAUAAUAUGGAUAUUUGCAAGAAGAUCAGGAACAUCUCUACCACACUGCAAGAACUGGCCACCAAAUUAUGUUAUGAGCUAUAUAGAAGAGAACCAGAGCAUAAAUGUAAACCUUGUCCAAAAGAAUGGAUGUGGCAUGAGGACAGCUGUUAUAAAUUAUUUAAAAAUUAUGACACAUGGCAAAAUAGUGGCAAGACAUGUUCUGCUCACAAUGCCAGCCUGUUGAAGAUUAGGAACAAAAGUGUCUUGGAAUUUAUAAAGUCCCAGGAGUUAUAUAACUAUUGGCUAGGAUUAUCUCCCAGGAAAGUUUACACAAAAUACAAAAACUUGGAUGAGACAUUAAUCUCCUCUAAUUGGUUUACAAGAAACACAAGUGACUUAAGUGAUGGAAAAUAUUGUGGAUUUAUAACAAAUAUAGAAUAUGUUUUUUAUGAUUACUGCACUUCCCGAAAAUAUUCUGUAUGUGAAAAGUUAGCUGAUCCAGUGAAGAUUGAGAGCACACUCAUGAAUGAAGAACCAGAUGAAAGGAUGUAGUUAGUGUAAUUAUUUUGCCUUAGAUAGCGUUCUCAAGCAAAGGCCGCUUUAAAAAACAUACAUCCUGUGGACCGCACAAAUGGAAUAAAGAUGCUGUGACACCAAA
Phyllostomus discolor (pale spear-nosed bat) is the source of this 1100-nucleotide messenger RNA. RefSeq names its product C-type lectin domain family 12 member A. The record is from RefSeq and is a predicted model, not a curated record. The transcript has 6 exons. Gene Ontology annotation, molecular function: signaling receptor regulator activity. Bases 179 to 994 code for a protein of 271 amino acids. NCBI's taxonomy places the organism in Eukaryota, Metazoa, Chordata, Mammalia, Chiroptera, Phyllostomidae.